GUCUAACGGCUCUCUAAUCCUUUCCCAUCGUGCAGUCUGCUUCAAUUCUAACCCUGAGUGUCAGUGCCCCUUGCUGCUGCUGCUGCUGCUUCCCUUGUCUCUUCCAGUUUCUUUGCUCCUCCAUUUCGAACUUCGAAGGAGAAGGGACAUCAGAUUUAGGAACAUCAUCGUCUACACAAUCCGUAACCAGCCAUCUCCUAGCAGGCCCACAUGAAGGCUAGUGAGUGCUGAUGGUGAUAGUUUAGUCCCAUUCAUUUUGCCUGCCGUAGCUGCUGCGUUCUAGCAUUCAGCGCCGUCUUCGAGUUGAGUCACCCGCGCCUAACAAGGCUGUUUUUCUGGGGGGCGUUUUCGAAAUGGAUGGAGAAAAUUUGUCUGAGCUUUUUGAGUUCGACGAAACCAACUUGGCUGGUCCAACUUCUCCUGAUGAUAUCUUUAGUGUUCUUGAGGCUCUGGAAGGGGUUUCGGAAUUUAAUGAGAUGACCCCACUGGAUGAAGCUGCAGGCGGUUCGAACCCGAAAGAUCGUGGGGAUCAGGAGACGGGCAGCACCAGGUUGGUUUCCCAGAAAUCCACAUCUUCAAGUGCUCUACAGGAGUCCGAGAAUGAGCUCGAAACUUCGCAAAAGAGCAAGAGGCGGAAGCUCACAGUAGAGCCAACAGCAACGGCUUCUUCUGAGGAAGCCAACAUAGAUGGACUGCAAAGGAUGUCCCAUAUAACAGUGGAGAGGAAUCGGAGGAAGCAGAUGAACGAGCACUUAACCGUCUUGCGUUCUUUGAUGCCUUGCUUUUAUGUCAAAAGGGGUGACCAAGCGUCAAUCAUAGGUGGGGUUGUGGAUUACAUCAACGAGCUGCAGCAGGUUCUACAAUCCCUCGAGGCCAAGAAGCAACGAAAAGUUUACAGCGAGGUUUUAAGUCCUAGACUUGUUUCUAGUCCACGGUCAUCGCCGCUGAGCCCUAGAAAGCCACCAUUAAGCCCCAGAUUAAGCUUGCCCAUAAGCCCAAGAACACCACAACCCAGCAGCCCCUACAAGCCAAGGUUGCAGCAGCAUGGUUUACCAUCUCCAUGCUCUUCCAGUACCUCCUCCACUGUUGACAGUGUUAAUGAGCUGGUUGCAAAUUCCAAAUCGGCAAUUGCCGAAGUGGAGGUGAAGUUCUCUGGCCCAAAUGUCCUCCUAAAGACCUUGUCCCCACGUUUACCGGGCCAAGUGGUUAAGAUAGUCUCUGCUAUUGAAGACCUCUCCCUCGAAAUCCUCCAGGUGGAAAUGAGCGCUACUGAUCAAACCAUGAUUAAUUCUUUCACCAUUAAGAUUGGAAUUGAGUGCCAACUUAGCGCGGAGGAAUUGGCUCAACAAAUUCAGCAAACAUUUUGCUAAUUAAGAUUCCCCCAAAUCCUCCGGGUAGCAGUCCUCCUUCAGCGUUUAACAGAAGGUUAAUUGUCUUGCUGCAUUUCGUUCAGUAACUCUAACACAGUUAUGCUCUCUGGAUCUCUCUCAAUAAAAGAUACAUAUAUAAUUGAAACA
Coffea arabica (coffee) is the source of this 1517-nucleotide messenger RNA. Its product is annotated as transcription factor SPEECHLESS-like. Lineage: Eukaryota; Viridiplantae; Streptophyta; Magnoliopsida; Gentianales; Rubiaceae. Gene Ontology annotation, cellular component: nucleus. The record is from RefSeq and is a predicted model, not a curated record. Gene Ontology annotation, biological process: positive regulation of DNA-templated transcription; stomatal complex development; guard cell differentiation. Gene Ontology annotation, molecular function: DNA-binding transcription factor activity; protein dimerization activity.